Molecule: messenger RNA, 345 nt
Organism: Orbilia oligospora ATCC 24927
Lineage: Eukaryota; Fungi; Ascomycota; Orbiliomycetes; Orbiliales; Orbiliaceae
Exons: 1
Coding region: 1-345 (114 amino acids)
Source: RefSeq, a predicted model, not a curated record
AUGUCAAUCACCCUCCGAAAACUUCAGGCUGCUGCCGCCGCCGCCGCCGCCGCAGUAGACGACAUCGAAAGCCACUCUUCCCACAUACACUCCUACUCGGAUACAGAGGACGUUUCAGACCGUAUCCAUAAAAUCGAACAAGAACUCGCAGACCUCCCACCGAAUAGUCCCCUUCGAUCGAAUUUCCAAGCUAUUUUGAAGGAUUAUAAAGACAAAGGGGAGGCCGGGUUGAUGUACCAGAACGGAAGAACGGUUGGGGAUUUUGUAAAUCCGGAUUUGAAAAGGGGGCCUGUUUAUGUUGAACGGUGUUCAAUUUCGAUUAUGAGUGAUGGGGAGAUUUAUUAA